CACUGCACCCGCAUCACAGAUUCAAUGUCCGUCAAUGUCGCCUAACCGACCUGAAAUCGGCAGCAAACCCGGACGGAACCACGAGCGCGAACGUGCACAAUGCAGUUGAUGGCAACUUGCCUGGGGUGGUGUGUGAUGGGGAAAAGUCGAGUCAUGCCGUCCGAAACUGUCUCGGCCGCUUAUUAUUACUACCUCUUUUGCGCCAAUGUGCCUGCCAAGCCGCGAUGCAGUGCAAGCGUUUGCCUAGCAUCGAGUCUCGAACCCCCACACGCGGACCCUGAAGGCGAGACAAUGUGGGUGUGGGUGUGUCUAUACCGAGCCGAUAGCCUGGUAGGGAUUUCCAUCGAGGAGUCGCAUCGUGCAGACAUGCAACGUGCAGCAGGAACAUGGCACAUGUAAAGCACCUCGCCCCUGAUUCCCAUCCCAUCCUUCCGUAUCGUCCUCUCUCUAGCGUCACCCUUCCCCUUCACGGCCCCAACGCCGUCCCAGCAUCACCAUGGGACACUUCUCCGAGCUGGUGGAGAACCUGCGGGCCUUCACGCCGCAGGAGCGCCGCAACAUUGCCAUCUACAUCACGGGCAUCAUGAUCUACAAGUUCGGGCUCGAAGCUUUCAACGGCUCCAUCAUCGCGCUCGCCACCAACCGAUAUGACUACGAGGCCAUCCAGAGCGGCACGCCGAGCCGGACCUUCGAAAGAGUCGGGCUGCUUACCGGCCUGAACCAGGCCUUCCAGUGCUUUGGAUCCAUCCUCAUCGGGCCGUUGGUGAAACGAUACCCCACCAAGAACGUCCUGUCCUGCGCCAUUCUGAUCUUCGGAGUGUGUUCGGCGCUGUUGCUCAUCAUCGACGCGGCGACGGGCGGCACCUUCAUGCCCGCUUCUUAUCGCGAUAACCCUCGCAAGAAUGAGUGGCCGUACUACGGGAAAUACAACACCGACGCCAUCAUCCCGGUCUACUGUGUGUCGGGCAUCGUCUACGGCAUGGUCGAGCUCAUCCGGCGCGUCAUCCCGCGGGACAUCGUCGGCGGCCACGUGCAGAAGCUCAAAAAGAUGGAUUCCCUCGUGCACAUCUUCUACGAAAUCUCAGGCACGGCCGGCGCCUUCGUCACGGGGCUGGUCAUCAUCCCGCAGCUGGGCAACAACAUGUCCUUCAUCGUGACGCCGAUCUGCUUCGCCCUGGCCGCAUUCGCCUGGUUCUUCAUCAGCGAGCUCGACUUCCGCCGCGCACAGGCACAGACACAGAAACAGAAACACAACAACAACAACAACAAGACCUCCUACUUCCGGGCCGCGUGCAGCGGGCUCUUCCUCUUCGCCGAGUCGGUCUGGGUCGGCGCGAGGAUCCUGUUUACGUCGCGCAAGUUUGUCUGGCUCGUGCCGGGCUACUCGGUCGCGCUCUACGCGCACCGCUACCUCGAGAACAACAUCGCGCCCCAGAUCGCCCGCCGCUACCUGGGCAACAGCGCCUGGGCCCAGAUCAUGGUUGGCGGCUCCAACCUGGGCGAGCUGCUCGGCGCGUUUAGCGUCUUGCUGUUUACCAACGCCGUGCAGACGCCCAUGCCGUGGCUGCGCCUGGACGCGCUGAUGCUGCUGAUUGUGUGGUAUGUGCCCUUCUGGUACCCGCCUGCGGGCGAUGUCGGCCAGGCCUGGAUUGUGGCCGCUACGCUGUGUCCUGUUGCCUACGGCUGGGCGUCGGGCGAUGUUUCGUUGGCGGCGUAUAUUCAGGCGUCGCUAGCGAGGAUUGAGUCGCAGAAUAAGAAUGUCUCCGCGCUGGGCGCCGUCAUGGCGUUUUUAUACUCCUUUUACAUCGUCACGUAUGCCGUUGCGGGCACGCUCCUGGGGAGGUACCUCGAUGGGGUGUACAACAAGAGCGGCGGGACGAAUGGCGGCGAGGUCAGGAGUGGGUUGUUGUUUACCGCGGGCGUGCAGAUGAGCAUUAUUUCCGUCUUGGUGUUUGCGUCGACUUUCGUACCGCGGGGUGCGUUUGCGUUUAAUCCGAAGCUGAUCUCGGACGAGGUGCUGGAUGAUGAUGAUCAUAUCGAGAUCGAGGAGCAGCGGCCGAGGCCGGAUGAUGGGAAUCGGGAUAGGGGCGAUGACGGGUUCAAGAAGUCUCAGAGCUACUGCGGCAGCGAGGAUGGGUCGGAACCGAGGGUGGAGAAAAGGAUUGCUGAGAUGCUGUAGAUGUUGGGGUAGACUUGAUGCUUGCACAUACAUAGAUGAUGGGCUGUAUGUACGGUACUUGAUGGGUGGCCGACACAUUCAAGUCAGGGGGUAUAAAGUACAUUAUCAAUUAUUCCCGGCGUUAGGGCUCUAGA
Molecule: messenger RNA, 2313 nt
Organism: Chaetomium strumarium
Lineage: Eukaryota; Fungi; Ascomycota; Sordariomycetes; Sordariales; Chaetomiaceae
Product: major facilitator superfamily domain-containing protein
Exons: 4
Coding region: 497-2179 (560 amino acids)
Biological process (GO): transmembrane transport
Molecular function (GO): transmembrane transporter activity
Source: RefSeq, a predicted model, not a curated record